Molecule: messenger RNA, 660 nt
Organism: Geosmithia morbida
Lineage: Eukaryota; Fungi; Ascomycota; Sordariomycetes; Hypocreales; Bionectriaceae
Product: Pfam:Acid phosphat A
Exons: 2
Coding region: 1-660 (219 amino acids)
Source: RefSeq, a predicted model, not a curated record
AUGGUGUCUGCUGGCGGUGGCAUAAUCAUUGCCAUUGUGCUCGUCUUCGUCCUCGGUGCUAUAGGCUGGGUUCUUUUCACGCAGCUGCGGGCGCGUAACCUGGGUCUCCCAACCCCCUCUCUAUCCGACUAUCUACCAUGGAAACGAAGCGGUGGCGGCUCCUACAGUCCACCCCGCCCCGCCUCCGGAGGCGUAGUCGGCUGGUUCAACCAGCAGGUACAAAAGGUCAAGGGCCGCGGUGGCGGCGGCGGCGGCAAUCAGCGAUCCGCCAGGGGUGCCUAUGAGCAGCAAGCGGGGGGAGGGUCCGCCGGGACCGGCCAUCGCGGGUUCGGCCCCCUCGAUCCGGACGAGGCAUGGGAUACGCGUGUCGACGACGCGAACGACUACGAACACUACGAGCGGGGACGGUCCGGUGCCGGGACUGGCGCCAACCGCAGGGACAGCGCGGAUAGUCUGGAGUACCAGGGUGCCGGCGCCUACGAGGGCAUCAACCUGUCUUCUUCGUCGGGACCGUACGGAGCGGAGGACGAGGAGAGGGGUCGUCGACCCGAUAGGCGGAACCCGUUUGAUGACGAUGCUGGCAAUGAUUCGAACCUCCGAGGUAUGAGUCCUAGACCUACGGAGGGUCAUGACAAGUCUACCUUCAGAGAGCAGGUCUAA